Messenger RNA from Carlito syrichta (Philippine tarsier), 993 nucleotides. Its product is annotated as hepatitis A virus cellular receptor 1. The record is from RefSeq and is a predicted model, not a curated record. Gene Ontology annotation, biological process: phagocytosis, engulfment; positive regulation of mast cell activation. Lineage: Eukaryota; Metazoa; Chordata; Mammalia; Primates; Tarsiidae. Gene Ontology annotation, molecular function: phosphatidylserine binding; virus receptor activity. Gene Ontology annotation, cellular component: cell surface.
AUGCAUCAUCAGGUGGUCAUCUUAGGCUUCAUCCUACUUCAUCUAGAUCCUGUAGUUUCUUAUGCAAAAGUGUUUGGAACAGUGGGUCAGCAUGUCACAAUACCCUGCACCUACAGAGGCGAAAUCACUUCCAUGUGCUGGGGCCGAGGGACAUGUUCUGUGUUAGGAUGCUUUAAUGAACUUAUCUGGACCGAUGGAACCCGUGUUACCUUUCAGAGGGACCAGCGUUAUCAGCUAAAAGGGAACCUUAGGCAGAGGAAUGUCUCUCUGACUAUAGAAAAUGCCGUCCAGGAUGACAGUGGUUUGUACUGUUGCCGUGUUGAGCACAGAGGGUGGUUCAAUGACAUGAAACUCGUCCAGUCAUUGGAAAUCAGAUUAGCUUCUUCAAUUCCUCCAACUCAGCCAACAGAAACCCAGCCCAUGACCCUGCAGGACACAACCAGGACCUUGGGGACUGAGACCACCGACUCACCAUUGUCUCCUGGCACAACAGAUGGGAAUGGCACCGUGACACAGUCUUCAGAUGGCCUUUGGCAUAAGAAUCAAACUCUAAUGUCCACAGCUCACAAUCCCUGGAUGACCACCACCACUGAGAUACUCUAUGCUGGAAUUGGUAUUUCUGCCUUGGUAUUGAUUGUCCUUUUGGCUAUCAUCAUUGACAAAAAGUUUUCCUAUGUCAAAUAUGAAGUGCCACAACCCAGACUUUUCCUGUCUGAGCUAACUACACCAGCCAGUCUGCGCACACGCCUUGAACAGGGACCAGCCCAUCCUAAGUGUUCACUGCAAAGCAAGGCCAAGCAGAAGACAACGUCUACAUCAUUGAUGAUCAUCUUUAUGUCAUGGAUUAAGACCCAGUGGUGCUCUUUGAGGUUUUAUGCCCAUGAUGGCAGACAAGUGACCAGAUAUCACCAUAUCAGACAUCUUUUAAACUCCAGCAUCAUUUUCCUGUGUCAGUUUCAUCUGACCUUCCAACAAGUCAGUGCAAUUGAGUAG